Molecule: messenger RNA, 660 nt
Organism: Peronospora farinosa
Lineage: Eukaryota; Oomycota; Peronosporomycetes; Peronosporales; Peronosporaceae
Source: the annotation of a GenBank genome assembly
AUGACCUGUCGCUGCGUGCGCGUCUUCACCGUGGCCAGCGAGUCACGGUACGUCGUGGUGCGCAAUGUCCCGGCGCUUGGAGUGAUCGAUGACCUUCUCAAGCGGCUCAGUCUCUACGGGAAAGUCUGCGAGUACCGACUGCUAGACCAUGCAGACGACCGGGAAAAAGCACUGCAGUUUGAGGUCGGCGUUGAGGAUGACGACGAGUUCACAGACACAGUGUGGGUGCAGUAUGAGACGGUAAAUAACGCGCGUCAUGCCAAAGUACGUGGAGUACAAAAGCCAUUCUAUGGCAACCGACUCCAGAUCUCAUACGCGCCGCAAUUCGAGUCACGAGAAGACACGGCAGACAAAUUGGCACAGCGACGAAAGCUGCUGCUGUUUCGAGCUCGACCUCGCACUCAUGAUGCAAAACGGAACCCGGUAGCGGCAAGGAGUAACAAGAAGAGGCAGACUUCAUGGAAUCCACCCCUGCCACCUCCGCUUCCUCCUGUUGCUGUGAACGACAAUACUGAAUUCAUAGGACCACUUCUGCCAUCAAGAUCUCAGCAAUCUAUGCCGGAACUUGCCAGAAUACCGUCAACUUCGCAGCAUCUGCAACCAAGACAAGCAGCUUCUGCGGUAAAAACACAGCAAAAUGCAAAACGACGGCGUAUAUAA